This is a messenger RNA of Moneuplotes crassus, 414 nucleotides long. The record is from the annotation of a GenBank genome assembly. NCBI's taxonomy places the organism in Eukaryota, Ciliophora, Spirotrichea, Euplotida, Euplotidae.
AAUGGAGACCAACAGCAGCUUGUCUACCGACUCAGUGCCUUCAGCAGCCUUGCUACAGCACUUAGAUGAGUACUUCCCCAAGUUCUCACCUGAGAUCACCAAGAUGAUAUGCAAAGCGCAUGGGCUCUCCACUAAAGACGAGCGCGUGCACGCGCUCUUCUCUAUUGUAGUGGAGAUCUUCCUUGAUAAACUCUUCUGAUCUCCGAGUUCCAGCUGCAUCUAUGAUGUUGAUAAUAGAAACAAGAAGGACUUGAAGACCCAUUUGAUCUUUAGUGAGCUCGUCGAGGUGCUUAAGGAUUAUGAUAUUGACACGGAGUUUGUAAAUAGAUUCCAUCAGCCUAAUGAAACAGGGUUCGAACAGUAGAAGGUGAGAUGGAAGAAAAGCAAGAAAAUAUAAUUUUAUUAAAAAGAUAA